This is a messenger RNA of Rodentolepis nana, 1626 nucleotides long. The record is from the annotation of a GenBank genome assembly. Lineage: Eukaryota; Metazoa; Platyhelminthes; Cestoda; Cyclophyllidea; Hymenolepididae.
AUGAGCAAGAGGGGUGUUUCGUCUAACAGGAGAUCCACAAAAGUAGAGUCUGAAGCAACGAAAAAACCAAAACUCGAUGAAUUGCUGAAGCAAUGGGAUGAGCUUGAUAAACAGGAAGAAUUAAAGAACCAGGAAGUAAAUAAUGAAACAAAAGAUACAGAUUUGAGUAGAUCAUGCCCUUAUUUGGAUACAAUCAAUCGUAAUAUGCUCGACUUUGACUUUGAGAAGCUUUGCAGUGUUUCUCUUAGUCAUCUCAAUGUUUAUGCUUGUUUAGUUUGUGGUAAUUACUUCCAAGGUCGGGGUCCCAAUACGCAUGCUCAUACUCAUAGCGUCAAUGAAAACCAUCAUGUAUUUCUCAACCUUGAGACCCAUCGCUUCUAUUGCUUACCCGAUAACUAUGAGAUUGUCGACGGAUCGUUAGAGGAUAUCACAUAUCUUCUGAAUCCUCUAUUUCAGAAAGAUGUCAUUAAGAGCCUGGAUACCAACUUGGGUAUGGUUAGAGCGUACAAUGGGUUAACAUACUAUCCUGGAUUUGUCGGCGUGAAUAAUAUAAAGGCAAAUGACUACUGCAACGUUAUCAUUCAACUCUUGAGCCACAUUAGUCCAUUGAGGGAUUUCUUCUUGCAACCAGAAAAUUAUCAGGAACAGAUUAAACGCGCGGCCGCUGGGGACCACAUGACUCUUCUCGUGCACAGAUUUGGGGAACUCAUUCGAAAGUUGUGGAAUCCACGGAAUUUCAAGACCCAUGUCUCACCUCAUGAGUUUUUGCAGGCUGUUGUAUUGUGCAGCAAGAAGCGUUUCCAGUUUACGGAGCAAGGUGACGCUCUGGAAUUUCUCUCCUGGCUACUGAAUGCUCUCGAUCAAACACUGAAGCCUUCAACAGCUGCUGAAGGACGAGUUGUCAAGCCAACAAUCAUUGGUAGCACUCUUCGCGGUCGAAUGGUAAUUCAUAGCCAGAAGGUAAUGCCGGUCAACCUUACUCAAGUGCAAAAAGAACAGUACGAGAAUAAUCCUGAAUACAUGCCCCACGUUAUGGAGUCGCGUUUUCUCUACUUAACUUGUGACCUGCCUCCAGCACCUCUCUACUUGGACGAAUUCAAGGAGAGUAUAAUCCCCCAAGUGCCACUCUCCACUCUUCUGACCAAAUUCAACGGAGUGACAGAGAAGGAAUACAAGACACACUGUGACUCGACAAUGCGUCGCUUCUGUCUCAAAAAACUUCCGCCCUACCUCAUUCUCUACAUGAAACGCAUUCUCAAAAACAUCUUCACGCUGGAGAAGAAUCCCACUAUUGUUAAUUUCCCCAUUAAGAGUAUCGAUUUCGGGGAACUGCUUGAUAAUGAGGCUAGAGCACAGCACAAGUACACAAUUUAUGACUUGGUUGCAAAUGUGGUACACGAUGGACCAGCCACACCAGGGGCUGGAACUCAUCGAAUUUUCGUGCUACAGCGUGGAACUGGCAAAUGGUUUGAGAUGCAGGAUUUGCAUGUCCAGGAGAUUCUACCACAGAUGAUUCCACUCAGUGAAUCACUUAUUCAGGUAACGCUGCUCGCAUUUUCUAUGUUCCGCCUCGGGCGUAAAAGUUUUAUGCAUGAAAACUCCACUGUAAUCCUUUAUUCCGGGUAG